Messenger RNA from Oncorhynchus gorbuscha (pink salmon), 555 nucleotides. RefSeq names its product receptor tyrosine-protein kinase erbB-4-like. The transcript is spliced from 3 exons. Lineage: Eukaryota; Metazoa; Chordata; Actinopteri; Salmoniformes; Salmonidae. Bases 1 to 555 code for a protein of 184 amino acids. The record is from RefSeq and is a predicted model, not a curated record.
AUGAUAGACGCAGACAGCAGGCCCAAGUUCAAGGAGCUGGCUGCAGAGUUUGUAGGAUGGCCCGGGACCCCAGAGAUACCUGGUCAUCCAGGGGAUGACCGUAUGAAGCUGCCCAGCCCCAAAGACAGUAAGUUCUUCCAGAGCCUGCUGGAUGAGGAGGAUGUGGAGGACUUUAUGGAUGCUGAGGAGUACCUGGUUCCCCAUCACUUUAACAUGCCUCCACUAUCAUACACAGCCAGGCUCCGCGUCGACUCCAACAGGAACCAGUUUGGGUACCGGGACGGUUCAGGCUCGACCCCUGAGGAGGGCCUGGCAUUGGGAGGGUCCCCGUCUUGUGUCUCCUCUCCAGAUCCUGCAGGCACGCAGGGGGCAGCCCUGGACGCCCUGGAGGACCAGCGCUGCAACGGCACGCUGCUCAAGAAGAAGACCCAGACAAGGCCCGGGGCAGAGGACAACAACGGGCAGCGCUACAGUGCCGACCCUACCGUGUUCCUGGGGGACCGGGGUGUGGGGCCCCGGGGGGACACGGACGAGGACGGCUACAUGACCCCAUGA